UUACAUAAUGGUGUGCACAUAUCAACUCACGCGAAAUGUUCGGCUGGAGAGGUUGAUCUGACCCAUGAAAUCAAUUGCCAGUAAUACACCAAUAAUCCACAAUAAAUGUAAUAUCGAUUCGAUGGACUGUAAUGAUCUAUAUCUAAGCCUUCAUUCAGGCACACUUAUCAAUUCAGAUGGCCAAGAUGGAGGCCAGAUAUUUGCUACAGUUGCACGCUAUAAGGGACGUUUGGUGAUGGUGAAGAGGAUAAACAAAGCCAAGAUUGAACUAACACGAGACGUUCUAAUGGAACUUAGAAAUAUGAGAAAUUUGGAACACACAAACAUUGUUCGUUUUGUUGGCGCAUGCGUGGACCCUCCCAAUCAGACCAUAAUGACUGACUACCUUCCACGAGGGAGCUUACAGGAUAUUUUGGAGAACGAUCAUCUGAAACUAGACUGGAUGUUUCGACAGUCUUUGCUGAUGGACGCAGUCAGGGGGAUAUACUACCUCCAUGACAGUGUAAUAGGUGUUCAUGGACGACUGACGUCAUCAAACUGUGUAGUCGAUGGCAGAUUCGUUCUCAAACUAACUGACUUUGGGAUCCCAUCACUGAGGAAGUCCAGUAUUGACAGCGAAAACAAAUACAAACUGUUAUGGAAAGCUCCAGAACACCUCAGGAACCCUAUUAACCCUCCCACUAAAGAAGGGGAUAUGUAUAGCCUUGGUAUCAUCAUGCUUGAGAUAGGUACAAGGGCAGGACCAUUCGACGAAGAACGGAAGUUCAUGGACACUGACCAGAUCUUGGAUUGCUUAAAGUCAACGACCACUCAACCACCGUUUCGUGCCUUGAUUCCUGAUGAGUCGUGGAGCCCUGAAAUCAAGGAUCUAAUGAAGAGAUGUUGGGAAGAGACCCCAAGCGAUCGACCUACUGCUGGUACUCUUCACUCUACACUCAAGAAAGUUAACAAGGGGAUGUCCAGCGGUGGUAACAUUUUGGACAAUCUAUUGAAUCGUAUGGAACAAUACGCCACAAACCUGGAAGCUUUGGUCGAAGAGAGGACAGCUGCUUUCUUAGAGGAGAAGAAACGAUCAGAGACACUGCUUUAUGAAGUACUACCUAGAUCGGUAGCAGAGCAGCUGAAGAUUGGCAAGUCUUUUGAUCCCGAGUCUUAUGAGAGCGUCACCAUUUUCUUCAGCGAUAUUGUGGGCUUUACCGCCAUCUCCUCCGAGAGUACACCCCUUCAGGUGGUUGCUCUUUUGAAUGAUCUGUAUACAUGUUUUGAUGGUAUCAUAGCCAACUCCGACGUUUACAAGGUUGAAACUAUUGGCGAUGCUUACAUGGUAGUAUCUGGAUUGCCUAUCAGGAAUGGUAUUACGCAUGCUCGAGAGAUUGCUGUGAUGUCUUUAUCUCUCUUGGAAGCUGUCAAGUCUUUUAAGAUUCGACAUCGACCUGGUGAACAGCUCAAGUUAAGAGCAGGAAUACAUUCUGGUCCAUGCGUUGCUGGUGUGAUUGGUUUGAAGAUGCCUCGUUAUUGUCUCUUUGGUGACACGGUUAACACCGCAUCUCGAAUGGAAUCAAAUGGUGAAGCCAUGAAGAUCCAUACGAGUUUGAAUUGCAAGAAAAUCUUGGAUAAAUUUCAUGCUUUUGAAGUUGAGCUGAGAGGGCAAGUAGAGAUGAAGGGCAAAGGCUCGCAGACGACAUACUGGUUGAUAUCACAUAAUUCAAUGGAGAAAUCAAACUUCUAACAUUAAGAAAAUCUACUCAAUUUGCAAAAAAAAAUGUGUUUGAAUCUUUGAACGUUCAACACGAAACUCGUGUUUCAUGCUGACGAUCUCUAUUUUAGCACUAUAGGACCUACACUGCAAAAACUCCGGUGUUGAUUUAACACCAGCCCGGAAUCUAUAUCUGUCCACACCAGAGUAUUGAAACAACACCAGUUUGGAAUCAAACCGAUGCUGUUUUAAUACUAAUUGGUGUUGUAUAAACACCUUUCUGGUGUUUGACCAAUUGAAACUGGUGUUGUUUAACACUUCUCUGGUUUGGACAUAUAUAGCUUCCGGGCUGGUGUUACAUCAACACCGGAGUUUUUGCAGUGUACCUUCUAUCUCACGAUGAUGUGGGUUCCAAUAGAACAACUGCUAUUACAAAUACUAGUACCAGAACUAUAUUUGCAUUCUGAUAUACUAUCACCAUGGACCUAUAGGUCCAUGCUAUCACUAACCAAUGCAAUUCAUAUUAAUUUGUGUACCCUGGUGAAGUAGAUGCAAACUCGUGUAUAUCUUGUGUUAUAUCGGAUCCUGAAAAAAAAAAUGAAUAUAUAUAUAUAUUGGAGCAUACUCGUUGGUUUAUUUAUGACCAGCGGAUUUAUUUUAAAACUGUUGACUAGUGAUUGUUAUGAGAUAAUGGUGACAAGUAAGAACCCUGCAUCAUUAUGUAAUAAAACAAAUGAAACACAUCAAUUUCUUUGAGCAUUGAUAACAACAACGCACACACAGUAUUUUGAAAACAUCCCAAAUCGCCCUCGAUUACCGUCUUGGGGACAUGGUUUCAAAAGUAUUUCUAACUCAUUUUCUCUCAGAUGUGCAAAACUUGUCUAGGUUGUUACGGGGAGAACUUUUCAAUACAUAUUUCAUAAUUAUGUUCAAAAGUAUUUCUUGAAAACAUUCCAAAUUAUUUAUUUAUUUGCGGUAGCUGCAUGGUGAGCAUGUCACAAAUAUUGAACAAGUGCAAUCUGUAUCUUGGUGCAAAUAUAAAAAUAAUUAAAAAUUUAAAGUGCAAUUGGAAUAUAUGAAUUUCAAAGAAUACUGUACAUAUUAAUAUUCAUAGUUGUGUACAUGAAAACGUAAAUUAAAAUAUGUUUAUGAAAUAAAGUUAACUUGUGAUUUGUAUUGUAAUUAAUGUAAUAAACAUGCUUUACAUUGAUUGAUAAGUUUAAAGAAAUGCCAAUGAAUAGGCCUUUACAUUAUUAUUGGUGGUUAAUAUGAUCUAAAUUCCACGCUAGGAUAAGACAUAUAAGAUCAUUGUAUGGUAAAAUUAGCAUUGUAUUUAUGCAUAUACAAUAUUUCACAAAUCAUACACAUGGCUUAACAUAAGUUUGUUUAUCCAAAAUUAUCACAUAAAACGUGGUCCCAAAGUUAAAAUUCGUAAGUCUUAGGUUACCUUGAGUACUAUGGGCUAAAUAAUACUUCACAAUUUUAAAAUACAUUUAAAGAAAGGAAUGAUUUAUUAUUGCAUAAAAACACACACCAAUUGAGUUGCUUCUAUGUCUAUUCCUGUAUAUAUUUUAAAUUGUUUUACCGUUCACAGUAAUAUUGAUCCUAAAUCAUCGCGAACAAGGUAUAACAAUUGUGUAAUAAAUGCUUUAGAAAUCUCUUUGUUUUUAAUAUCUAAUCAUUGUCUAAAGGAACAUGUUUUUAGCAAACAGGAUAAACAAUAGAUCGAAACCUCGCUGAUAAACUUGAGAGCAAAUCUAAAAAAAUUGUUAUGUAACAAUAAGUAUUGAUAUGUAUGUUAUUAAUUAAUUUAAGUAAAUGUUAAACGGUGAUGAAAUAAUGUGUUUAGUGUAAUGCAGUUAUUUUUUUUCUAAAAAUCCUUAAUUGUGAUGACAUAUCAAAUUCAUGUACGGUAUUUUGUGCUCAUUCGUGCUUCACUUUACUAUUAAAGACAUUUUUGCAUGGUGUAUUAUUAUAUGAAAGUUUUGUUUGAAUUAAUUAUAUAUGUUUCUUACGGAUAUUUAUAUCACAUAACUACUGUGUGCAAGCCAGAUCUACCCCCUUUCAAAUUUAAUCAUGAUUUCACAGUGAUGGACAGAAAUGCAUAUCUCAAUAUCCAAUAAAAUUCCCUUAGCGUUA
Messenger RNA from Lytechinus pictus (painted urchin), 3835 nucleotides. Its product is annotated as atrial natriuretic peptide receptor 1-like. The transcript has 15 exons. The record is from RefSeq and is a predicted model, not a curated record. Bases 65 to 1729 code for a protein of 554 amino acids. Lineage: Eukaryota; Metazoa; Echinodermata; Echinoidea; Temnopleuroida; Toxopneustidae. Gene Ontology annotation, molecular function: guanylate cyclase activity; peptide hormone binding; natriuretic peptide receptor activity. Gene Ontology annotation, biological process: protein phosphorylation; cGMP biosynthetic process; intracellular signal transduction. Gene Ontology annotation, cellular component: plasma membrane.